CAUUCAUGAAUGUCAAACUGGCCAUGGAUGAAAGUUUACUACAAGAUUAAGCCUCUGCUGAAGAGUGCUGAGACUGAGAAGGAGCUGGCAACCAUGAAAGAGGACUUUACAAAAUGCAAAGAAGAUCUUGCCAAGGCUGACCCAAAAAGAAGGAGCUUGAAGAGAAGAUGGUGGCACUGCUGCAAGAGAAAAAUGAUCUGCAGCUGCAAGUGGCUUCUGAAUCUGAGAAUCUCUCAGAUGUUGAGGAGAGGUGUGAGGGUCUGAUCAAGAGCAAAAUCCAGCUUGAAGCUAAACUCAAAGAGACAACUGAGAGACUGGAGGAUGAAGAAGAAAUCAAUGCUGAACUGACAGCCAAGAAGAGAAAACUGGAGGAUGAGUGCUCUGAGCUGAAGAAAGACAUUGAUGACCUGGAGCUCACCUUGGCUAAAGUUUAGUCUAUAUCAUCACCUU
Molecule: messenger RNA, 450 nt
Organism: Cyprinus carpio (common carp)
Lineage: Eukaryota; Metazoa; Chordata; Actinopteri; Cypriniformes; Cyprinidae
Product: myosin heavy chain, skeletal muscle-like
Source: RefSeq, a predicted model, not a curated record